CCAUCAUCUCGAGCAUCCGCGUCGACAGGAUGCAUUCCAAGAAUGGAAACGCUGCUGCACUCGAUGAUCUCUCUGUCGCUGUCGCCGGACGCGCUGCUCCAGGACCAUGCGUUCGAGGACGUCGAGCGGUGCGAGGACUACCCAGCCGAGACAAACGCGGGCCCGCCCCCUUUCUCGAUCGACACGGACGACCAGCAGAGUCGGGAAGAGAAGCUCUUUUUGGUCUUUACGUCGUUUGCGCUCCAGACGUCGUCGGACGACCCGACGUGCAUUCGCCUCGGCAACGUCAUCAAGCUCCUCCAAGAGUGUCGCAUUGUGCUCGACACGGUCGCCACCUCGUCGUCGCCGCUGGUGCUCAAAGACGCCAAGCCGCUCGUGGCGCUUACAAUCCGCGAUGUCGAGAUGCUCGCGAGCAAGCUCAUGCACACGCGCACGACCAGCGUCAAGCUCAGCUACGACAAGUUCCUUCACUUUUUGUGGGCCCUGGCGCAGCAGGCGCAUCCGGGCGUAUCACCGCCCAUGGCCUUCAAGUACAUUGUGGACCAGUGUGUCCAGACACCCCGCAGCGCCAAGAUGCGACCGCCUCGGAUCAGCACGACGCGUCCGCGCGCAGUUGCACAAAAGCUCUUGGGUGCGUUUGAGGCCAGUCUGCUCGAGAUUUUUAGCUACUAUGCGAUCCCGCCGGAUUCGAGGAACCCGAUGGACAAGAAGCCCCACUUGGGUGACCGCCGACGCGGCUUCUAUUGGAGCUACAGCCAUGCGCUCACGUUUGCGCGCAAGUAUGGGCUCAGCGCAUACCUCUCUGUGACCAGCUUUGCCUAUGCGUACGUCGACAGCCUUGUCAAGAUUGACGAUCUCUCGCGCCGACUCACGUACGACGGGUUUUGCGACCUUCUCAUGCGCAUCGCGCUGCAGCUGGCCGCGCACCCGGACACGGACGCCGUCCUCCGGCUCAAAGCGCUCUUCCAGCUCAUGUGGAUGCGCUGCGCGUCGGCGAAAUCGGGAGACCCGGCGAGCGCCCAAAUCUGUGGUGCUCGCGACCACGUUGGGACGGGCCAGUCGCUCGUCAAGAACGCGGAGUCGCAGACAUUUGCGGCGACGUAUCUGAAAAUGUGGCGAAAAGACCGCUUCAUGGACUACAUGACCCUCGUGACCCCGGCGCCACCACCGCCGAUUGCGACGACAAAGCUCGCCAUGACCCAGGUCUUGGGCGCAGCGCCAGGGCACUCGAUUUAUCACGCCGCCCACCGUAGUGUGUCUACCAUGUAAAUGGAGUCAAAAUAUAAUAUGCAUGGAACACAAGAAGACCAA
This is a messenger RNA of Saprolegnia diclina VS20, 1311 nucleotides long. RefSeq lists its product as hypothetical. Lineage: Eukaryota; Oomycota; Saprolegniomycetes; Saprolegniales; Saprolegniaceae. The transcript is spliced from 9 exons. The record is from RefSeq and is a predicted model, not a curated record. Bases 43 to 1269 code for a protein of 408 amino acids.